CACCUUCAUGCGGGACUGCAUCCCACCAGUGGAAAGACUGGUCAUUACUUUGCGGUAUUUAGCUACCGGACAGUCAUUGGCCAGUCUACACUUCGCCUUUCUCAUUGGGAAGUCCACAGCCAGUAUGAUCAUCCGUGAAACCUGCGUGGCAAUUUGGGACGUCCUUCAUCCUGCUGUGAUGGCCCAACCACAGAAGGAGGACUGGCUGCAAAUUGCGGAUCUGUUUUUAGAAUCCUGCAAUUUCCCAAACUGUGUCGGCGCAAUAGACGGCAAACACAUCCGCGUUCAGAAGCCCAUAAGGAGCGGGAGUCAAUUUUUUAAUUAUAAAAAAUAUUUUUCAUUUGUUCUUUUUGCGGUGUGUGAUGCAAACUAUUGCUUCAGAUACAUUGAUGUGGGGUCCUACGGCAGCAGCUCAGACUCAGCUGUUUUCGGGCAUUCGGCCUUUGGGCAAAUGCUCAAUAAUAAUGAGCUGGACCUCCCGGGGAACACCACACUGGAUUCUCUCCUUCGCAGGAAUGAUGUUUCUCCUGGAGAAAUAGGCUCUUUCUUUGCCUCCAGGCAGAGCUAA
Molecule: messenger RNA, 568 nt
Organism: Bufo gargarizans (Asiatic toad)
Lineage: Eukaryota; Metazoa; Chordata; Amphibia; Anura; Bufonidae
Product: protein ANTAGONIST OF LIKE HETEROCHROMATIN PROTEIN 1-like
Exons: 3
Coding region: 8-568 (186 amino acids)
Source: RefSeq, a predicted model, not a curated record